Zonotrichia leucophrys gambelii is the source of this 721-nucleotide messenger RNA. RefSeq names its product cyclin-dependent kinase 4 inhibitor B-like. Gene Ontology annotation, molecular function: cyclin-dependent protein serine/threonine kinase inhibitor activity; protein kinase binding. NCBI's taxonomy places the organism in Eukaryota, Metazoa, Chordata, Aves, Passeriformes, Passerellidae. The coding region runs from base 14 to 454 and encodes 146 amino acids. The record is from RefSeq and is a predicted model, not a curated record. Gene Ontology annotation, cellular component: nucleus; cytoplasm. The transcript is spliced from 2 exons. Gene Ontology annotation, biological process: negative regulation of cell population proliferation; regulation of cyclin-dependent protein serine/threonine kinase activity; regulation of G1/S transition of mitotic cell cycle.
UCUGCGGGGGGCGAUGGAGGGGUCCCGCUCGCCCCGGAGCGACGGCGACCGCCUGUGCAGCGCCGCCGCCCGCGGGGACCGCGAGGAGGUGAGGAGGCUGCUGCAAGCAGGCGUGGAUCCCAACGGGACCAAUCGCUUUGGGAGAACCCCGCUCCAGGUGAUGAUGCUGGGCAGCCCGCGGGUGGCCGAGCUGCUGCUGCUGCACGGAGCCGACCCCAACCGCCCCGACCCGCGCACCGGCUGCCUCCCGGUGCACGACGCGGCCCGCGCCGGCUUUCUGGGCACGCUGGCGGCGCUGCACCGGGCCGGGGCGCGCCUCGACCUCCCCGACGGCGGCGGCCGCCUGCCCCUCGACGUGGCGGCGGGGGGCCCGCACGGAGCCGUGGGGCGGUACCUGCGCGACCCUCCGGCCCUGCCGGCAGCCGCGGGGGCCGCCGAGAAGGCUGCGCGCUGACCCCAUCCCGGCCGUCCCGCCGCGUCCGCGUCGCCGCGUUCCCUGCAGCCCACCUCCCCCGCGAGCAGCCCCGCCGCCCGUCAUCAGCGAGCCGUCGGGAAAAAAAUUGGCAAUCAAUUAGUUACUUUCUAGCUUUUUGCAUGUGGAGAUCCCAUUUGCUCAGAAGAUAUAGUCAAUGAGCUUCUUAUUUUUAAGACAGCUUUCUGGCUCUCUAAGCCAGAUAUUUGGAAAUAACAGCAAAUGCCUGAUUUUGCUAAUAAAUCUGGA